CUCAUAACGCCAAAACCAACCCGCAGACAGCAAGAGCCAGAGAGAGAGAGAGAGAGAGAGAGUCUCUAUCUUGUGUUCUCCUUUUUCAAUUUCUAGGGUUUGGGAUUUUUUUUUUCUCUGUUUUUUUGGGUCUCUAAGUGGUGGCGGAGAAGAUGAGUGGCGAGAGAAUCACGGGGAAAGUCAAAUGGUUCAGCGACCAGAAGGGUUUUGGCUUCAUAACCCCUGACGAUGGAGGUGAAGAUCUUUUUGUUCAUCAGUCUUCGAUCCGCUCCGAGGGCUAUCGCAGCCUUGGAGAGGGCGAAGAGGUUGAAUUUCAGAUCGAACAGUCUGAUGAUGGCCGUACCAAAGCGGUUGAUGUAACUGGCCCCGAUGGCAACCCUGUUCAGGGAUCUCGUGGCGGAGGUAGUGGGGGUGGAAGAGGCGGUCGAAGCGGUGGUGGCGGCGGAGGAUAUGGCGGAGGUGGGUACGGUGGUGGCGGUGGAGGUGGAGGAUAUGGAAGUGGUAGAGGUGGAAGGUCUGGAGGAGGUUAUGGGUCUUCUGGCGGCGGUGGUGGGGGCUGCUUUAAUUGUGGUGAGAUGGGGCACAUGGCGAGGGAUUGUCCGCAGGGUGGAGGAGGCGGCGGCGGCGGCGGCGGGAGGUAUGGUGGUGGCGGAGGAGGGGGAGGGAACUGUUUUAACUGCGGAGGAUCUGGUCAUUUUGCUAGGGAAUGCCCAAAUAGCGGCCGCUGAGCUAAGCGGGGUAAAAGGGUUGAAUAUGCAAAAUGUGAUAGAUCACAUUUUGCGUGCUCUCCUUCUCUCCUGGCUGUUGGCUACUUUUAUUUUGAUGGUUUGUUGAUGAUGAUCCAGAUUGUUUGGCAAAUGGGUUGUCUUUCUUAUCCAGUAUGCACUAUGUUUGGCUUCCAUAGUCUUUUGGUGUUCUAAUUUUUCAGUCUUUUUAGGGAUAUGAUGAUUUUCUCUUUGGUCUUCUGUUCCUAUUUUGCUAGUUUAUUAUUAGAUUUUCAAAUCGGUAUGAUGCUGAUAGUUCUAAGUAGAGGGGCAGUGGUGAGGAUGAUGGAAUAUUGCAGAAAAAUUUUUAAGAUAUUCGAAGUGUAAGCUCUCUCUGUUUUCAAAGAUGUCUAUACACAAUAUAUGAAUAUACAUGCUGGUUUGGUUCUAUCCUAA
Molecule: messenger RNA, 1160 nt
Organism: Manihot esculenta (cassava)
Lineage: Eukaryota; Viridiplantae; Streptophyta; Magnoliopsida; Malpighiales; Euphorbiaceae
Product: glycine-rich protein 2
Exons: 1
Coding region: 153-728 (191 amino acids)
Molecular function (GO): zinc ion binding; nucleic acid binding
Source: RefSeq, a predicted model, not a curated record